AUGAAGACGCCCACCGCCAGCGGUGCGAGGGAAGGCACGGCCGCGACAUGGAAACUAGGUGUAGGCGACGAUACGCGGCAAACAUAUGGCGGCUCCAUGCUGGCACAGCACCAGGAACUACAAGGGCGGCGACGCAAGCCGCUAGAAUGCUCCCGGAUGAGACAUGGGCAGCUGUGGCAUGGAGACGAGGAGGCGCGUCGACCGUACGGUGCCUCUGCACCGGAAAUGGUGAGGGCUGCGGCGCAGAGCGGUGGAAUGGUCCCCGGCAUGGGCGUAGGCCGAGAUCGAGUGGCGGCGCAGCAGCAGCAGCAACGCACCAGGUGA
Molecule: messenger RNA, 324 nt
Organism: Miscanthus lutarioriparius
Lineage: Eukaryota; Viridiplantae; Streptophyta; Magnoliopsida; Poales; Poaceae
Source: the annotation of a GenBank genome assembly